Messenger RNA from Xyrichtys novacula (pearly razorfish), 2742 nucleotides. The record is from the annotation of a GenBank genome assembly. NCBI's taxonomy places the organism in Eukaryota, Metazoa, Chordata, Actinopteri, Labriformes, Labridae.
AUGGCAUCACCUCUGGUACUGACACUCCUUCUUCACACUGUGAGCUCAACUUUCCAGCCUGCUUUGGUGAUAGAAAUGGCCAAGGUUCUGCUGGAUAACUACUGCUUUCCUGAGAAUCUCGUUGGGAUGCAGGAGGCCAUCAGACAAGCGAUCAACAGUGGAGAAAUACUGCAGAUUUCAGACAAGAAGACUCUGGCAGCUGUGCUUACAGUCGGAGUACAAGGGGCGCUCAACGAUCCAAGAUUGACUGUGUCAUAUGAGCCAAAUUUUGUGCCAGCAAUACCAUCGUCUCUUCCCAAAGAGCAGCUGACCUGGAUAGUAAGAAACUCCGUCAAGCUGGAUAUCCUUGACAACAAUGUUGGGUACUUGCGGUUGGAUCGGAUCAUCGGUAAAGAGACAGUGACAAAGCUUGGCUCUCGGCUGAGGGACAACAUUUGGGACAGAGUUGCUGAAACUUCCUCCCUCAUCCUUGACCUGAGGUAUAGUACAGCUGGAGAACUGUCUGGUGUUCCCAUUAUAAUCUCCUAUUUCUCCGAGCCCGGGAACCUCAUUCAAAUAGACACUGUGUAUGACAGGCCCUCGAAUACAACCAGGGAACUGUGGACCAUGCCAUCGAUAAGAGGGAAAAGGUUUGGUAAGAAGAAAGACCUAAUCAUUUUGACCAGUAGACGUACAAUUGGUGCUGCUGAGGCUGUGGCAUACACAUUAAAGAACCUUAAGAGGGCCAUUAUAGUUGGGGAAAGGUCCGCUGGUGGGUCAGUAAGAGUCCAAAAGGUGAGGAUUGCUCAAACAGAUUUCUACAUUACUGUUCCUGUGGCAAGAUCAAUAAGUCCGAUCACAGGCCAGAGCUGGGAGGUUCGUGGAGUUUCCCCAACCGUCAGCGUCAACGCUAAGGAAGCUGUCACAAGAGCCAAGUCCCUUCUCGCAAUAAGGAGAGCAAUUCCAAAAGUUGUGCAGAGUAUUUCAGACAUAAUUGGGAGGUUUUAUGCCUUCACAGAUAGAGUCCCAAGUCUUCAGCAACAGCUUCAGUCCAUAGACUUGUUCCCUGUGGUAUCCAAGGAGGAUCUGGCUGCCAGACUCAAUGAGGAACUCCAAGCAGUGUCAGAGGAUCCAAGACUUGUCAUUAGAUACAACCAAGACAGUGCUGCUAAGACAGAGGACGAUCCUGAGCUUUACGAUAUACCUGAUCACCUGGAAGAAUUGACUGAACUGGUAGACACGACGUUCAAAGUGGAAAUUCUCCGACAUAAUACUGGCUAUCUCCGCUUUGAUAAGUUUGUCAAAUUGUCAAAUUGGGCUCGACUUGAAGGGCUUUUGGUCAAAAAGGUCUGGGAGCCCCUUAAAGAUAGCGAUAAUCUGAUUAUUGAUCUGCGCUACAACGCUGGUGGGUCAUCAUCGUCUUUAUCCUUAUUAUUGUCCUACUUGCAAAAUUCAUCCCAGAAACAACAUUUUUUCACAAUAUAUGACAGGAUUCAGAAUAUAACAACUGAAUAUUUUACUUUGCCUCGAAUAAGUGGUGUAGUUUAUGGCUCCAAACGUGGGGUCUAUGUUUUGACAAGCUACCAUACAGCAGGUGUUGGCGAAGAGUUUGCUUACCUGACACAGUCCUUACAUUUUGGCACAGUCAUUGGGGAAAUAACAUCAGGUAACCUGCUGCACUCAAGGACAUUUUCAGUAGAGGGGACAGAUAUUAGUAUCACUGUCCCUUUUAUUAAUUUUUUAGACAAUGAUGGUGAAUGCUGGCUUGGAGGUGGUGUUGUCCCCGAUGCCAUUGUGCUGGCUGAGGAGGCUGUGGACCAUGUUCAUGAGAUUGCAAAUUUUCACCAAGGAAUGAGAUCACUUGUAGAGAAGACUGGGGAACUGUUUGAAAAACACUAUGCGGUCCAUGAUGUUGCACUUAAGGUUAGCAAGGAGCUGUUGAUCAAAUGGACUGAGGGACUGUACCGGUCUGUGGUGGACUUUGAAUCUUUGGCGUCUCAGUUAACAGCAGAUCUCCAAGAAACCACAAGUGAUCACCGCAUCCAUGUGUUCCACUGCAGUGUCGAGCCUGAGACACUUUCUGACGUCCCUAAGAUUCCUACUGCUGAGGAAGCAGGUUACAUGAUUGAAGCUUUAUUCAAGACUGAGCUCCUACCUGGUAAUGUUGGCUAUUUGAGGUUUGACAUGAUGGCAGAUAUAGAAGUUGUAAAAGCCAUUGGGCCUCAGCUGAUCCAGCUAGUCUGGAGCAAAAUAAUGAACACAAAUGCUCUUAUAAUUGACAUGAGGUACAACAGCGGUGGAUAUUCAACAGCAGUUCCUCUCUUGUGCUCCUAUUUCUUUGAUGCUAAACCCUUACGGCAUCUUUACACAGUCUUUGACCGCACUACAAACACCAUGACAGAGGUAAUGACAUUGCCCCAAGUAAUGGGCCAGAGAUAUGGGCCCUCCAAGGAGGUCUACAUUCUCACCAGUCACAUGACAGGUUCAGCAGCUGAGUUGUUUACACACACUAUGAAGGAUCUAAAAAGGGCCACGAUCAUUGGAGAGUCAACCAUCGGAGGAUCUCUGUCAAGUGGAACUUACCAGAUUAAAGAGAAUGUUUUGUACGCCUCCAUCCCUAACCAGGUUGUGUUUAGUGCAAUCACUAAAAAAAUGUGGAGCAUUUCAGGAGUUGAGCCUCACGUCAUUGUCCACGCAAAUGAGGCUCUUUCUGCAGCACAGAGAAUCAUAGCAGCGAGGCUGCUGAGGAGAGACCAGGGGUAG